This is a messenger RNA of Apodemus sylvaticus (European woodmouse), 4607 nucleotides long. Its product is annotated as sentrin-specific protease 2-like. The record is from RefSeq and is a predicted model, not a curated record. Gene Ontology annotation, cellular component: nucleus. The transcript has a single exon. Gene Ontology annotation, biological process: protein desumoylation. NCBI's taxonomy places the organism in Eukaryota, Metazoa, Chordata, Mammalia, Rodentia, Muridae. The coding region runs from base 2924 to 4204 and encodes 426 amino acids. Gene Ontology annotation, molecular function: deSUMOylase activity.
CACACACAAGAAAAUUGAACUGAUUCAGAAUGAAUUAAAUACUUUGAUGUAACUUGUGUGAAUAUAAUACUGCAAACUUAAAAUCACUAGGAAUUACAUAAACAUAUAUAGAGAUUAAACACUAUAAGGAAUGAUGAGUAGAUCAAAGAACAAACAAAGAGAGAAGUUAAAAAGAUUUCCUAUAACUAAAUAAAGAGAAUACAGGACAAAAAAGCCUGGGGGCACAUGGAAAAAGAGUCCUACAUGGGAAAUUUGUAACUCUAAGUGCUUACAUUAAUAAAACAGAAAACAUACAAAUGAAUAACUUAAUGAUGCAACUCAACCCUUUGAAAACCCAAAAAUAAACCAAAUCCAGAACCAGUUAAUGGCAAGAAAUAAUAAAACUCAAGGCAUAAAUUAAUGCAAUAGAAACAAAACAACACCGAGACGCAACAAAAAAGAACUGGUUCUCCUGAAAGGGAAGGCACAGAGAAGGAGCGAUGGGUCUGGGGUCCUUCAGAGAUUCACCAGUCUGACUCAAGUUUUGCUUUUGGUAAAUAAGAGGCAUUUUAAUUAAAAGAAGACUGACCAAGACCAACCCAGAGAGAAUUCUCUAGAUAAGGCCAAGGCUUUGUAGCAAAAUCUACAGAGUUACAAUUUGGGGAAGCCUGUCCAGGUGAAGGCAAGACUUGAUUUUGUGACAUGUCCAGCAGGAGCCUUGGCCAUGCAAGCAAGCAGGCAUUUUGUACAGAAGCAGAACUUAAAAGUUAGCCUGUUUAAUCUUGUGACCCAUCACUUUGUAGGACUACUGAGGCACUGAAAUAUUUUGCAACAUUCAGCAAUAUUUGUAAGAGUAGCUCAACUGUACAAGGAAGUGGUCCAUCUCAGGCUACCUGACAGGGUACAUUCAAGAUACAGUAAUUUCCUCAUGUCUUAUGAGAGCUAAAAACAAUUUGCUUUUACAGGCCUAGCACAGUAAAUUUAUCCUCUAAACAUAAUGUUACAUUCUUCAGUGAUAUAGGAACAAUGUGGUAGUUUGAAAUCAUUUCUUCUUUGCAUGGGAACAAAUUGCUCCAAGGUGUAAUUAGAAAGAAGAGAAAGGAGACUGGAACAAACAAAAUGACAUCUGGGGUAAAGACAAUCAGAAGAAAUUCAAAGUUUUUAAAGAAAACAAAGUGCAUUUCUUCCUUACAGUAAAACAUUGGUAUAAAUAUACUUGCACAAUUGGCUUAUACUGUCAUAGGAAAACAAACAAACAGUGUCUCUCAACUCUUUAAUCACAUUUCUGUAAAAGUGUCUCCAUACGUUUGAGAGUAGGUCAAAGAGCUGCUCAAGGGGCCAGAGAUGGAUCCGUGGUUAAAGUGCUUGCUGUUUAACCAUGGUGACUUGAUCCCAGGACCCACUGAAACCACAUACCUCUCUACUUCAGCUAUAAUUGAAUUCUUCCUACUGUUUUCUAGGGAGAAGUUCAGGGCUUUUGUCAUUGCUAGGACUGUAAGCAAAGUAGUGAUGUAUCAUUGUGAGUGGAUCACCAUUGACAAUGGUGAGAUUUUAUUUAUUCUCUUAGGGCAAUGUAUUGAUUCGUGGUGAAUUGGUACCAGUUUGGCAAGUUUCCUCCAAUAUUGAAACAUUGAACCAUAUCACCCUUCAUUCACUCUGAAGGGAAGCUCCUUAGGCAGGAAGGCACCUCAAAAGAUUCCAAAAUGGUCCCUGAAACUGAUCAGAUACACUAAGUUCCUUCCAUGCCAGAGAACAAUAAAAGCUGAAAGUCCCUCUCAGAUGAAAGGAAGCUGAGCUGCCAAGAAGACUGUCAAAAGAGCCAACCUCAUGCCGGCUGUCUGGAAGACGUUUAGACCAACUGAGGCACUUAGAAAGGACACUGUCCAACCUGUUGAGCCAUCUACAGGCUGUGCAGUUUCUCUGGGUUCCCAGCUUUUUGAGCUGUCACCCACGCUGUGUGGGCUUUGGUGAUACAGCUGUCUUUGAGUCAUUUCUGCUCCUGUAAGUAACCCCUCACCCAUAUUCCUAUAAGUAACCCCAAUAAAACUUAUUGGUUCACCACGUAGGACUUCGGUAGUAUGGGCGCUUUGGUCUGUCCUGGGUUCCUUAUCCAGGGUAAACAAUGUUCUGUCACACAACAGUACCUACUACGUUUUAUAACUGUAAAAUUCUAUUUAUUCUUUGUAAUUAGCAAGCAUAUUGUGUGUGAGCACAUAUUUUGAAGGUCACUUAUAAUUUGAGGGGGCACUUAUGGUUUUAUAGUUGGCCAUGAUGGGACAGUUUCCUAGAAGACAAAUGUACUACUCAGGACCAACUGAACUAAGCUGAGAUGACUUAGGUAACCCCGUGCUCUGCCACAGGGACUUAAAUUUGUAUCAAUUCAUUCAAACUUCCCACUCCAGCAAAGGAGCUCUGAAAUCCUGGACCCAGGUUGUGUUUGGGGAGGGCAUCUACCCUCCAAAAUGUUGCUUUGGGGUCUUUCAGGUGACAUCACAACCAGCUAUGGAACCUUGAAGGCUGUGUCUAGGGGCAACCCCCUGAGUAAGACAUCAUUCGUGAGGUUGCCUCCGAUGCUUUCGCUGCUAGGCUUAGGCCUCGUGACUUACUAGUGAAGAAAUAAGACAAUUGGUCCUAUUUCAAAGUUGUAUAUAUUUAGCUGGUUACAGCUACCUAUAAGGAUACUUCUGAAGUAUUCUUAGUUCACCUUGGAGUCUUCUAGAGUGGACCCCUGACCCAUAAAGUCAACUCUUUAUAAAGAAGAGCCAUUCAGAGGCUAAUAGCUUUCCUUCCUUGGACCCACCAAGCGUUGGAAGAAGGGACUCUUCAGGCUCAAGGGACAUCAACCCAAGAAAACCCACCUGGAGCCAGGCCCACAACUGCUUUUCCUUCAAUCUAAAAAGGCAGAACUACAGGAGAACCAACACCCUCGAACAAUCAAUCUAAAAUGCCUGGGAUAGGGAUGAAGCCCGAAGAUGCAGGAAAAGCGCGAAAGCGCAAAUUCCAGCAUGAAAGGGGGGCAGAAUCUGAGCCUGAAGAUUUGGGACAAGUCCCAAGAAAGAAAUUCCAGGAGGGAACAGAGAUAGUAUUUAGAGAGCCUGGCGAUGCUCAGAAGACCACCCCUCAGGAGCAACAGCAUCCGGACCAUCAGGAAGAAGAGCCAGGCAGGGGUCAUGUCCUUAAACUCCAUGAGGAGAGUCCAAGAAAACAGAAAGUCCUGCAGAAUAUGAAAGAACCUCCAGAGCAGGCUAAAACGGAGAGGAAGCCUACUGAUGGGGGCACGGGUCGCAAGCGUCCCCAUUCCUCCUAUUCCAUCCUGGAGGAAAACGAUCACCCCACCCCACAGAAAAAGCACAGAAGGUUACCUCCAGACCUUCAGUGUGUAGACCAUGUAAGAGCCGAUCCACACAGGCCAGACUUACCGGAAACAUCAGCACAAAGCAACCUGGAUAGUGGUAGCAGAGGUACUUUACUCCCCGACAAGACACCAGUACUUGCUGCAAAUAAAAAGCCUCUCGGGGACAAGGAAAAAGGCAGAGAAGUGGAUCGGAUCAUUAAUCUUACACAGGAAAUGGAGGAAGAAAUAAAGAAGGCAUUGGGUCCAGGGCCUCUAGAGGACAUCCUAAGCAGUAGGUUCAAGCUACAAGUCACCCGAGAAGAUAUACAGACCCUGGAGAGUGGCCGGUGGCUGAAUGAUGACAUCAUUAACUUUUAUCUCAACCUUCUCGUGGAGAGAAACGAAGAGCAGGGCUACCCGGCUCUUCACGUCUUCAGCACGUUCUUCUAUCCCAAACUGAAGCACAGUGGCUACUCUUCUGUAAAAAGGUGGACGCGAGGAGUCGAUAUCUUUGAGAAAGAAGUAAUCAUAGUGCCUAUCCACCAGCAGGUGCACUGGAGCUUGGUGGUCAUCGAUAUAAGGAAACAAAAUAUUGCGUACCUCGACUCCAUGGGUCAGUCAGGAAAUUCAAUCUGUGAGACCAUCUUUCAGUAUCUACAGAACGAAAGUAGGACAAGAAGGAACAUCGAGCUGGACCCUUUGGAGUGGAAAAGAUACAGUAUGACAUCAGAGGAGAUUCCUCAGCAACUGAAUGGGAGUGACUGUGGGGUGUUUACCUGUAAAUAUGCAGAUUACAUCGCUAGAGACCAACCUGUCACCUUUACUCAGCAGGACAUGCCCUUCUUCAGGAAGAAGAUGGUAUGGGAAAUCCUGCACAGUCACUUACUGUAACAACAUCCACCUGGUUGCUAUGGUCCCCGGCCCUGUACUUUUCCAUCCACGUUUCUAAUAUACCUCAAGGAGGAUGAGUUGAAGAGAUUAGAAACACUGAAGGAGCUGUCUGACUGGACCAAGCCCACUCUCUUCACUAUAGUGCUAUCAUGGGCUGUGGGACUGCUGCCCUAAUGCCAUCUCUAGGAUGGGUGCAACUACUGCAAGCUUAGAAACUGCUGCUGUCCAGCCCACAGGAGACUACUUGUCCAAGAAAUAAUGUUAUAAUGUUGGAUUUAGUCAAUGAAUUGGUGCUUUUGUUUAUUUUGUUUGGUCUUUUGGUUGUGGCUUUGAUUUUAUUCUUUUGUAUUUAUAUUUUUGUGCGUAUUUUGCUUUUAUUGAUGAUUUUGUGUUUUUUGUGUCU